AUGAUUGCGUCGUCGAUUGCUGUGUCACUGCUGGCAGCUGCUGCGUCCGCGCAACAGCUGUCCUCGAAUCUUACCCAGGUCAAGGAUUUCGGCCCCAAUCCCAGGAAUGUAUCGUUCUACAUCUACGUUCCCAAAACUCUCCCACCGAAGCCACCGAUCCUUGUUGCGCCUCACUGGUGUCACGGAACUGCGCAACAGGUCUUCGACUACCGAUCGUGGGCAUCGGCUGGUGACCAGUAUGGCUUCAUUACGAUCUACCCAAACACUUCGAACUUUGCGGACCAAUGUUGGGACGUGAGCAGCAAUGCUACGUUGACACAUAACGGUGGAGGUGACUCGCUGGGAAUUGUGAGCAUGGUAAAAUGGGCACUGAAGAAAUAUGGUGGUGACAAGGAUCGCGUGUUCGUUACUGGGACAAGUUCGGGCGCAAUGAUGACAAACGUGUUAGUAGGCGCCUAUCCGGACGUUUUCGCCGCCGGAAGCGCUUGGGCAGGAGUUGCGUUUGGUUGUUUUGCUGGUGACGGCUUCGACGUAUGGAGUGACGGCUGUGCGACCGGUAAGGUGAUCAAGACCGGAGCCGAGUGGGCCGAAAUCGUCAAGAAGGCAUAUCCUGGCUACCACGGGUUCCGUCCGAAGCUGCAGGUACUUCACGGCACAGUGGACACGGUCUUGUAUCCGCAGAACUUGCAGGAGGAGAUCAAGCAAUGGACGAGUGUUUUCGGGUACAAUCCGACGCGUAAUGAAACCACACCAAACACACCGCUUGAAGGAUGGACUAGGUACCGAUACGGGCCGAAAUUCGAGGCGUACUCAGCGGCAGGCAUCGACCACAACAUCCCCAAUCAGGACGACCUGGUGUUAGAAUAUUUUGACCUGGUAAGUGGCCAUGUGAUGGAAGACCAGCUGCGGCAGUCGCUAACAGUGCCUUACUCGUAG
Messenger RNA from Didymosphaeria variabile, 936 nucleotides. RefSeq lists its product as uncharacterized. The coding region runs from base 1 to 936 and encodes 311 amino acids. The record is from RefSeq and is a predicted model, not a curated record. The transcript has a single exon. NCBI's taxonomy places the organism in Eukaryota, Fungi, Ascomycota, Dothideomycetes, Pleosporales, Didymosphaeriaceae. Gene Ontology annotation, molecular function: hydrolase activity. Gene Ontology annotation, cellular component: extracellular region.